GCCAGUCAUUGAUCUAUACGAAGCCUAACGACAAAGGGGUAAUGUGUAUUCACCCCCGAGCCUUGCCGAAAGCCAGAAGCUCCUUGUUCGGCUCACGGAUAUUUAUCCACAGACGACAAUAUGCAUUGAUGCGCUGGAUGAAGUCGAACACCGGAUGCGGAUAGCUUUGCUGGAGUCGCUGUGCCUAGUUAUGGAGAGAUCUCAGAAUCUCGUCAGAAUCUUCGCGACUACUCGAAUGGACCCCGACAUUCUCCUGCAAUUUGAGAAGUUUCCGAGGAUCGAAUUGCGACCCGAAGACAAGGAAGGCGACAUCAACCACUUCGUGCAAAGCAAGGUUCAGAGCGUCAUCGAUGAUGGCCAACUGCUUCAUGGUGAUGUGCCGGAUGACCUCAAAGCUAAAAUAUGCGGCACCCUCCGCAAGCAAUCCAACGGAAUGUUCCAACUCGCCGCACUUCACAUCACCUUACUCUGCAAUAUGCCCACCCAGAACGAUGUGACGUACAGUGUCCUUCCGGACACCCUGUCACUCGCAUACGACCAAAUCUAUGACCGUAUCGCGGAACAGAAAGGCAGCACCCCUCAGCUAGCACUAAACGCGUUCCAGUGGAUCAAAUGUUCUUACGAACCGCUGAAUUCGAGAGCACUACUUGCUGCGAGCACGGUCAAGCUUGGCGGCUCGGACGAAUUCUUCCACGACCCUACGGUAAAGGCGAACGACCUGUUGAAGGCUUGCCAAAAUCUUCUGAUUUUGGACGAACAUUUCGACGUUUUACGUUUUGCACACUUUUCGGCGGAUGAAUUCCUGGAGACCCGGCUGUCCAAGGUCGAUUCCUACACAGAAAAAUCGAAAUUCUGCCUUUCACUACUGUGCACGCCAACCGCUUGGAAUGAUUAUGAUAACUCAGUGACCGACCCAAGACUGUACCGCGACCGCAACCUAUUGAUGUACGCGACGGUGUUUUGGCCGUGGCCCAUGUCGCGUUACGACGAUGAUGCGGAAGCCUGUCGGAUUCUGGAUGGCCUCUGGGCGGCAUUCACAUCCGUGACGAAUCAUUCCCGAUGGCUGCAACAUUGUCGCACGACGGUAUAUUCUAACAUCGGCUACAAUGACGCCGACGUGUUUUGGCGUAGAGUCCUCGCUGUGCAGAAGCAAAACGAAAACUUCGAACGCUCUGCCGUCAGUGGGUCUGGGUUAACAAAGAAGUUUCGAAGCACAUUCGAGUUCAUCCCCUUCAGUUUAGACAAGACCUACAUGAGCGAGUUACUUCGGUGUGCGUGCGGAUUUGGAGAUCUAGAGAUUGCUAGGCUGCUGAUCGACCUGGGAGCCGACGUCACGACCACCGAUGAGCGGAGACCGACACCACUGCAUUGCGCCUCGGAGAGAGGACACGAAGAAACGGCGCGGCUGCUGAUUGACCGGCGAGCCGACGUCUUGGCCGCCGACAAGGAAGGAUUUACGCCACUGCACCGCGCGUCGGCGAGAGAACACGAGGCGAUCGCGCUGCUGCUAAUCGACCGGGGAGCCGGCAUCUUGGCAACCGAUAACAGCGGGAGGAUGGCGCUGUACGACGCCACGGCGGCAGGACACAGAAACAUGGCGCGGCUGCUGGUCGACCGGGGAGCCGAUUUCACGGCCGCAAACCACGAAGGAAGGACCCUACUGCACCUCUCCUCACAGAAAGGACCGGCGGCGACGGUGCGGCUGCUGAUCGACCGGGGAGCCGAAGUCUUGGCCGCCGAUAACAAGGGGAGGACGGCGCUGCACUUCGCCUCGUAGGGAGGUGACGAGGCGAUAGCUCUGCUGUUGAUCGACCUAGGA
This is a messenger RNA of Tricharina praecox, 1819 nucleotides long. Its product is annotated as ankyrin repeat-containing domain protein. Gene Ontology annotation, molecular function: protein binding. The coding region runs from base 155 to 1777 and encodes 540 amino acids. The transcript is spliced from 2 exons. NCBI's taxonomy places the organism in Eukaryota, Fungi, Ascomycota, Pezizomycetes, Pezizales, Pyronemataceae. The record is from RefSeq and is a predicted model, not a curated record.